AUGCCGCAGCUGUAUCCCCUCACCUGCCUGGUGCUGACCAUCCCCGUGUUCACCUCCCUCAUGGAGCAGUCUUACUCGGCUCUGAAGCGAAUCAAGACGCACGCCAGAACCAGUACUGAAGAGGAUCGCCUGGGAGCUUUGCCCCUGCUGGUCUAUGCAGUCCCAAUAACAACAGUUGAGUCCCUAGAAAGGAAGUUCAGUGACUUUCUUCGGAAGUGGCUGGGCCUUCCACGCAGUCUCACCAGCGCUGCACUGUACGGGACGAGUAACAUCCUGCAACUACCCUUCAGUGGUCUCACGGAAGAAUUCAUGGUGGUACGCACCAGAGAAGCCCUACAGUACAGGGACUCCAGGGACUGCAAGGUGUCAUCAGCUGGCAUUGAGGUGAGGACAGGAAGGAAGUGGAAGGCUGGGAAAGCACUGGAGGCAGCAGAGUCACGUCUGAGACAAAAGGCUCUGGUGGGCACUGUGGCGACAGGCAGAGCAGGCUUGGGUUACUUCCCGAAGACUCUGGUCAGCCAGGCCCGUGGCAAGGAAAGACACCUACUCCAGGAAGAGGUCCGAGCAGGUGUAGAGGAAGAGUGAGCAGGGCCGGGACUCUGGCAGCAGGGAGCGUGGACAAGGUGGGAGAGUGCAUUGCAGCGCAGGAUCACCUGGACAAACAUCUUACAGGCAGACUUCCAUCGGGUCCGUUUCCUUAUACAAGCUGUCGAUGAUGCCCUGCCAAGCCCAGCGAACCUCCAUGUCUGGGGGAAGAGCGAGACACCUUCCUGCCUUCUUUGCUCUGGAAGAGGCUCCUUAGAACAUCUCCUCAGCUGCUGCCCAAAGGCUCUGGCCGAUGGCCGCUAUUGUUGGCGCCAUGACCAGGUGCUUAAGGCAAUUGCUGAGAGCUUAGUCUCAGCCAUCAGCACCAGCAAACACCAUCAUGCUCCAAAGAAGGCAGUCCCCUUCAUCAAAGCUGGCGAGAAACCCCGGGCACGCCCACAACUAACAACAGGCCUCCUCCACACUGCUUCUGACUGGCAGCUGCAGGUCGACCUGGGGAAGCAGCUGAGGUUCCCCCAGCACAUUGUAACAACAAGUCUCCGCCCAGACAUGAUCAUUACCUCUGAGGCUUCAAGACACCUGAUCAUUCUGGAACUUACGGUGCCCUGGGAAGAGCGUAUUGAGGAAGCCAAUGAGAGGAAACGUGCUAAGUACCAGGAACUGGUGGAGGAGUGCAAGGCGAGAGGCUGGAGAACCUUUUAUGAGCCUAUAGAAGUCGGCUGCAGAGGCUUUGCAGGGCGUUCACUUUGUAAAGUCCUCAGCCGUUUGGGUGUUACAGGGGCAGCCAAGAAGAGGGCCAUCCAAUCCGCAGAGAAGGCCACAAGGUGGCUUUGGAUUUAGAGGGCUGAUCCGUAGACUG
This is a messenger RNA of Solea senegalensis (Senegalese sole), 1405 nucleotides long. RefSeq lists its product as uncharacterized. NCBI's taxonomy places the organism in Eukaryota, Metazoa, Chordata, Actinopteri, Pleuronectiformes, Soleidae. The record is from RefSeq and is a predicted model, not a curated record.